GUAAUAUGGAAUGGUCAAGUAGAUCUUAUAUACUCCAGGUUUUGUUUAUCUUUAUUUCUUCACGUUGAUAGUUUUCGUGUCCCUUUUUCUUGAUUGCCUUCUCUGAAUUGUUGGCAUGGCUUCCAUUAACGUUUUUACAUUAUUUGUGUUCUUCGCGAUUUUAUAUGUGGUCGCUGGCCAGAACGUUACUUCUAACUCAUCGACGUAUGAUGUACUUGAUUAUGUUGAUCAACUGAUUGGAAGUAAUAACGGAGGUUCGAAUUUUGAAUCCUACUCCUGUUUUUUCCUGCUGACAUUAAAAAGGAAAUGUAUUCCCCGGUGCAACUGUACCUUAUGGUAAGCAAUUCAUGAGGUUGCUUUUGAAAGUCUAUCAGGUUUCCAACUGGACGGUGAUGAUGUCAACCGAAAAAAUCCUCAUUGCUUUAAUAUUCAAACUAAGUCUCGUAUUAAUGAUAUUAUAGGAAUGGCGAAAGCUGUUGCGGAUACUAAUUCUGGUAGUAACCAGGGCGGAUUUACAACUGAUGGCAGUAAUAUUACUGGAUUUUCCAGUAUGCAUGAUUCUGGAACUGGAGGUUCUCCAUCACUAGGAAACUUUGCCUUGUUUCCCUAUGCAGGAUGCAAAGGAGAUAUUGUAGAUGGAUGUACUUAUCCAAAGAAAGCGCGAGCCACUCCUUACGUUUUGAAUUCAGUCAAGGCAUCUCCAGGUUACUUUGGUCUUACAUUGUCCAGUGGUAUUGCUGUUGAUAUGACAACAACACAACAUACAUCAUUAUUCAGAUUCAAAUUCCCAUCUACUUCCAAUGGAAAUGCUUCUAGCCCAUUGAUCUUAAUGGAUUUAACCGACUUGUCUGAUUCUCGUCAAGACAAUGCCAGCAUUUCUGUUGACGCAACUACCGGGAGAAUGACUGGAAAUGGUAAAUUCUUGCCCAGUUUUGGUAGUGGAAAUUAUGUUCUAUACUUCUGUACGGAUUUCUCGGGGGCUUCAAUUCGAGAUAACGGUAUAUUUGUCGACAGUCGUGCCAGUACUGAUAUCAAGGACCUCAAAAUAUCCCGUUCAAUCAAUGGCUAUCCUCUUCCGGGUGGAGCAUUUGUUCGUUUCCAAUCACCUGGCGACGGUAUUUUGGCACGUGUUGGUGUCAGUUAUAUCAGUAGUGAUCAAGCAUGUGCAAACGCUGAGGCAGAGAUUCCGGAUUUUAACUUUGCUGCUGUGCAGAAUGCGGCAAAGUCUAUUUGGCGCAAAAAGAUUUCACCUGUCAAAGUUUCGGCGAAAGGAGUUGAUGCUUCUUUCUUGAAAAAUUUUUAUAGUGGAAUAUAUAGAACUAUGGUCAAUCCUCAGGAUUACACUGGAGAGAAUCCGCUAUGGAAGAGUAAUGAACCUUAUUUUGACUCCUUUUACUGGUAAGAUUCGAUUAUUAGCUUUAUUAGCAUCACUAACUCGAUAUUAGCAUUUGGGAUUUGUUUCGUUCACAGACACCGUUCUUAACAGUGUUAGAUCCUUCCACUGUAGCUAAAAUGGUUCGCUCGCUGAUCGAUACAUGUUAGUAUUACUAUGCCCCUAUUAUCCGAUAUAAGCUAAUUCUCACUUUAGAUGUUCACCAAGGAUGGCUUCCUGACUGUCGUAUGAGUCUUUGUAAAGGAUUCACUCAAGGUGGUUCAAAUGCAGACAAUCUCCUCGCUGAUGUUUACAUCAAAGGCAUUACGGAAGGCAUAGAUUGGAAUCUUGGCUAUGAAGCCGUAGUUAAAGAUGCCGAAGUUGAACCUUAUGAUUGGUCAAAUGAGGGUCGUGGUGGUUUGGAUUCAUGGAAAGCCCUUGGGUAUAUUCCUGUUCAAGACUGUACGUCUCUUUCCACAUACAAGUUGCCGGAAAUCGCCAUGUGAAUACUGAACUAAUACCAUAUAGUUGACUACAAGGGUUUUGGUACUAUGACACGAAGUAUCUCCAGAACACUUGAGUAUAGUUACAAUGAUUUUGUGAUUGCCAGCAUGGGUUCCGGUCUAGGAGGUCACGAAUCAGAUGUCCAAAAGUAUCUCGGACGCAGCAAGAACUGGCAAAAUCUUUUUAAUGCUGCACAAACAUCAUUUCGCUCUAACGGAACUAAUACAGGCUUCAAAGGAUUCUUUCAACCAAAAUAUCUCAAUCAAACAUGGGGAUUUCAGGAUCCUCUGAAGUGUAGCAAUAUAGACUUUAAUCCCAAUAGUGUUUGCUCAUUACAAAACACGGGUGCUGAGACUUUCGAAAGUAGUAUUUGGGAAUAUUCCUUGUAAGUAUUCUGAUCUAAAUUUACACUUUUGUUAUAUCUGAAACAUACAAAAACUAACUUCUAUCCUCAGUUUCGUACCCCACGACCAAGCAACUCUUAUCACCACCUUUGGCGGACCCACAGCCUUUGUAAAACGUCUAGACUACCUCCACGAUAACAACAUAACCUACAUUGGUAACGAACCUGCCUUCCUCACCGUAUAUCAAUACCAUUAUGCCGGACGUCCUGCUCUCUCAGCUCUCCGCUCCCACUUCUACAUCCCAUCCUAUUUCACCCCCACAAACGACGGCUUACCAGGAAACGAUGAUUCAGGCGCCAUGGGCUCCUUCCUCGCCUUUAGCAUGAUGGGACUCUUCCCCAACCCAGGCCAAGACGUUUAUCUCAUCAUCCCCCCUUUCUUCGAAUCCGUCUCCAUCACCUCUCCUCUCACGAACAAAACUGCUACGAUUAGAAAUAUCAAUUUCGACCCGUCGUAUAAAAAUAUUUAUAUUCAGUCUGCGACGUUGGAUGGAAAACCGUAUACGAAGAAUUGGAUUGAUCAUAGUUUUUUUACGGAGGGGAAGGAACUGUGUUUGUGGUUGGGGAGUAAGGAGAGUUUGUGGGGACGGGGACGGGGAUUUACCGCCUAGUUUGGGGAGUAUAUGGGGGUGGAGAGGUGCGGGGAUGGAGAAGAGAGCGGAGGUUUUUGAUAAGGAGGUUGUGGUAGGUGGUGCGGAUGAGAGGGGGAGGAAAACUGGGGGCAAUUAUUGGGCUGAGGAGGAGGGUUAAGGUUGAGGUGCGAGGUGUGGGGUGUGGAAUGUGUAGUCCGAGGAGGGGGUUUUGGAUAAUGUCCGUGUCCAGUCAGCCGCACUACCAUCAGCAGUGAAUCAGGUGUGAUAAAUAUUCCAGCCUACGCUCCAAUACUUGAGUGCAGCCCCUAUUUGUUGCUCCUCCGUCUUUAUAUAUUCAAAAAAGGAUGUUCGUGUGACAAAGACCACUAGGUCUUUAUUGUCUCUUCAAUGUUAACGUUCUGUCUUCCAAGAUGUAACGCAUCUCAGCAUAACACACUG
Molecule: messenger RNA, 3310 nt
Organism: Sclerotinia trifoliorum
Lineage: Eukaryota; Fungi; Ascomycota; Leotiomycetes; Helotiales; Sclerotiniaceae
Source: the annotation of a GenBank genome assembly